This is a messenger RNA of Rattus norvegicus (Norway rat), 2249 nucleotides long. RefSeq lists its product as uncharacterized. NCBI's taxonomy places the organism in Eukaryota, Metazoa, Chordata, Mammalia, Rodentia, Muridae. The record is from RefSeq and is a predicted model, not a curated record.
UUUGAUCACUGUCAUCCUGCCUGGGUUUACUGCCUGCGGGCCUUUCAAUUCUAAGGGAAGGCAGGGAGGAGGGGGCACAUGAUAUUCCUAUGUCAGUGUCCACCAUGCAGUCUGAAUGUCAGAGGGACAUUGGAAGGAGAUCCCAGAAACUCUGGGCCCUGACCUGCAAAUCUCAGGGAGCGCUAGGGUCCACCUGGUCCAGUUUGGCCCCCGGGGCACCUUUGGUUUCAUCAUCUCCAGAGUGGACAUGCUUGUCUCCUUGCUCCAAGGAACAACGGAAUCCAGUCCCUCACAGAAACGACAUCACAGGACAACAGGGCCAGAGCACCCCAACAUUUAUCACCAGAUUCCGAAUCCGGUGAUCUGCCUAGCAGCUGGAGACGCGAUCCUCUUCCAGCUCCAUCUUCUUCCCCACAACAGGUCAGCCAGUCACUACCCGGUGUACCAGAGGCAGCACCUGCUGAACAGCAACUCCCACUGGGACUUCGGCGCCUUCAGGAGAUUAGGCCAUUUAGUCCGAGAGACAAAUCUCAGCCUCUCUAGGUUUGCCCAUCAGUUCCUAGAUCCAGGCACCUAUGUGCUUCAAGACAACGGACAGCCGGAGAACAUUGCAGUGGUGCUGGUGAAGGGGGAGGGGGCAGCUUGCGGUGCCGGCCUGUCUCCUGUGCAGCCCUCUUCUCCCUAUCAGCUUGGUAGGCUCGGGGUCCUCAGGCACAGGGAGCUGACCCUAGGCCCAGACUGGACAAUGAUCACAGGGGUGCUACUGGCUGCUGGCUUGGCAACAGCUCUGCUCACUGGCCUUGGCCUCCUUCUGAAACCUGCCAUGCCUCAGGCCUUGCCCACAAAGGCUUGGGAAUCUCAGUGGAGAAGCGUGGGGCGGCCUCAUACUCCUGCUGCCCUCCUGUCCUGUGAAUACCUUGGUCCUCAGGGCUCAGGGAAAGAAGCUGAUUCUAGGGAGAAGGAUGUGACUCGGGGUGCAGGGAAGCCACCCCAGGCCCUGACACUGGAGGACUUCAGUGUGCGCACGCUCUAUGACAAACUGGAGGACCAGAGCCUUCACCUAGCAUCUCAGCUAAGCAGGCACAGGAAGGAUGCAAUGGCCUUCUAUGAGGCUGCAAGCCAGCAGCUGCAGGGACUCCAGGACUUUCUGCAGGGCCUCAGCCAGCCAGAACUUCCAUCUCUGGUCAUGGUCAAACAGCCUGAGCCCUCAGGGGUCAAAGCCCAGGUGGAAUCAGUUACUGGGGAGAAGGGUGAAGCAAGGGCUAGUCACACUGCAGCAUCCCAGACAGGAUCCUGGCAGUUCGCUCCAGGUUAUACUCCAAGCAUUUCUCCCUUGGGAUUCCAGCCAGAGCUUAACAGAGCCAUCACUGCCCUGGCAUCUGCACUGUCUCAGGCACGUGUGUCACCAGUUGGGGCCAGCAGAAAGGCCUCUAGUCACUGUGAUGAGCAGCCUCACUCCACCAAUCAGAAGGACUCACCCAUGAUGGGACAGUCUCCAGUCCAUGACCAGGAUCCUCAGAGCAUAAGGCCCCAGCAGGCCCCAGAACCUUUCCAGCUCUCCCAGGAAGACACUAAAGGAGGGAAUGUUCAGACCCCAACUCCUGAGAAGUGGAUCCUUGGGGCCAGACUCAGACCUAGGCCUGAUGUUGACUUGCAGAAAAAGACAUGGCAAGUGGAAAAGGCGCUGGAUGAGCUGAAUGAGGAGUUCUUUUGGCUCAGUGCUCAAGCCUUGGAGCUCCAGAAAAAGGAUGGCAAACUGGACCAACUCCCUCUAGGUGAAGAGAACACCUCUAUGAGCACAGAGGCACUGAUGCUGGAAGUCCAAAGGAUCCACCUGGCUCAGAGGAUUGAGGAUUUGGAGUGGGAGCUCUCCCUGCUCCUCCAGUCUUCCACCAGCAGCUCAAGGGCAGAAGGGAGUCAAUUCAACUUCAGUGAUUGCCAGCAUGUUCCUGAGUCACCAAGGAUGCAAAGAUGGCCACCUGUAGGAUGUCCCUUCUACACCAAGGACACAACUACAUCACCAUGUUAGGAUGGAGUGGGUACCUGAGGCUGGGGCCUCUGAGUGGGUACCUGAAGCUGGGAUCUAUGCUGGUUUAGAGGUCCCUUUUUGAGAACACCCUGAUUUCUGCCAGGAGAUUACUUCAGUAUGUGCUAAGCUUUGAUUUGAUCUUUUGGGGUGAGAGAUGACUAAGUUUCCUAUGAUGAAAAAAAAUCAAUGAAUGCUCCCAGCAUCCCCUGUCUAAAGCACC